AUGCUUUUAACAACUGGUCUCUGGCUAAUCUUCAAAAGAUUAAUGUUCAAGAAUUAUACACUCGACAACGGCAGAGCUUACGUCCCUGGCACAAAACGAUUAGUGGCAAAUAUCGAACAUUAUCAAACCAACUAUGUUAUCGUUAUUAUCAUUCUAUCUAUCUAUUGUGUAAUUACAACACCGUCAUUAUUGUUUGUUCUAUUGGCUAUGGCUGCCGGAUGUUACUUAGUUAAUGUUAAAAAUCGAGAAAAACAAUUAGUUCUGAUGGGACGUCAAAUUCCUCUAACACAACAAUACGUAGCAGUGCUUUGUCUUUGUAUUCCAUUGUUGGUCAUGGUUGGAGCUGGUGCAGCUAUCUUUUGGAUUCUCGGCGCAUCAGUGUUUGUCAUUGCUCUUCAUGCUAUUUUUCACCAAUCACCAAAUCAAGAUGCAUUCGGAUUGCAAUUGGAAGAAGUUUAA
Messenger RNA from Adineta ricciae, 459 nucleotides. Lineage: Eukaryota; Metazoa; Rotifera; Eurotatoria; Adinetida; Adinetidae. The record is from the annotation of a GenBank genome assembly.